AUGAAAGGGUUUAAUUUACAGGAAGAAGAAGAAUUUUAUUCAGAUUCAAUAGAAUGUAGUGAGUUUGAGGAUUCUGUGGAAAUGAAAAGAAGCCAAGAUAUUCAAAGUGAAAAAUCCAAAGAGGAUGAUGAAAUAGAACAGGAGGAUGAUGAAUACGAGAUUCUGAACUCGCAUAAAAGGUUUAGAAAGAUUGAAUCUUCACAGGAAAGUUAUACACAAAAUAGUAGUUUUAAUUACUUAAAUAGUGAAAUUGAGGAUAUUAAUAAUAGAAUAAAAUCAAUAAACAGUAGUAUUGAGAAUACUAUAAUGAAUUCAGGAAAUUUUACGAACCCUGUUUGUAUUUUGGAACAUAUACAUACAAAUAGCAAGAAUUCGAAAAAAAAGAUUUUGGUUCAAGUUGGAAAUAGCGGAAUAAAGAUUGGAAGAAAUCCUGAUUGUGACUUUCCUGGUAAAACAACUCCAAAUAAGAAUUUACUGAAGCUAUCUAGAAAUCACGCUUAUAUAUUUGUUAAGAAGAACAGUCAAGGUAAAGACCAAAUUUGUCUUGUUGACUGCAAUUCUGUUAAUGGGACUUAUGUUAAUAAUGUUAAGAUUAAGAACAAGAUUUUAAAUUCAAAUGAUAUUCUUUCUUUUGGAUACAAAGACGAAGAUAACCUAAAUUUUGAGGAUAGAUUGUCUAAAAAUAAUCCAGAAAUUAACAAAACUUCAAGUAGUGAAAACUACUGGAAAUUUAAAGUAAUAUUAUGCAAUAAUUAA
Messenger RNA from Cryptosporidium ubiquitum, 756 nucleotides. Its product is annotated as forkhead associated domain-containing protein. NCBI's taxonomy places the organism in Eukaryota, Apicomplexa, Conoidasida, Eucoccidiorida, Cryptosporidiidae. Bases 1 to 756 code for a protein of 251 amino acids. The record is from RefSeq and is a predicted model, not a curated record. Gene Ontology annotation, molecular function: protein binding. The transcript has a single exon.